Messenger RNA from Oenanthe melanoleuca, 3370 nucleotides. RefSeq names its product WASH complex subunit 1 (gene WASHC1). Gene Ontology annotation, biological process: exocytosis; endocytic recycling; Arp2/3 complex-mediated actin nucleation. Gene Ontology annotation, molecular function: gamma-tubulin binding; actin binding; alpha-tubulin binding. Bases 891 to 2351 code for a protein of 486 amino acids. Gene Ontology annotation, cellular component: WASH complex; early endosome; recycling endosome. The transcript is spliced from 10 exons. NCBI's taxonomy places the organism in Eukaryota, Metazoa, Chordata, Aves, Passeriformes, Muscicapidae. The record is from RefSeq and is a predicted model, not a curated record.
CCAACAGUAAUGUAUUUAUUUGUGAGUCUGCAAUUGCUAAUGUGCUCAGAGAAAUGGAUUUUUUUUAAAUUUAUGUUCUUCCAAAUCCCAGGAACUUUUUUGUUAUUUUUUGUGAGUAAAUACAUGGGAGGCAAACUUCUUGGGGAUUGCUAAGGGAGAGGUGAGCAAGGCUUAGGUUGGAAACAUGAGUGAUGGGUGAGCUUCUCCUUGCUGAGCUAUGGAGCAGUGGUACUGGCCCAGCUGCUUCCAAAAGUGUGCAUACAGCUCUGGUGUGUGGCACACAACUGAAACAUUUUGGUGACUGGUUGGACUGGAGGUGCGAAAGGAUUCUAAAAUAAGGAGACUUCUUUCAAGAUAGUUGCUAAGGAAUUGUCCAGUCACCUGAAGCAACAGACUGCUCCUGGGAGUCUCAGAAUGGAAGAACUCUCAUUAACCUACUUGGAGCAAGGGGUUGUGUGCCCAUGCAUGCCUUGUAAUUUCAUGGCUUCUGGUCUUGGAAGGGCUUGGUGGUGUGUUUCUUGGAGCAGAAGUGUAAGAUGAAAUACUGCCUUUUGUUAAUAGGCUUGGAUGACCUGAAAUAGAUCCAUGUGGAAUAUGAGGAAAGGGAGGAGGGGACAGAGUGAUUUCUGAUGAGUCUUGUUGCCGUUCUGAACUGACUUUGCUGCUAGCUCUGGUCUUUCUUUUCAGCACAAAACUGAGCAGAGAUCUGUUAAGUAGCAUGCUAAAAUAGAAUUAUGGUUUCCAGGAACAUUCAGAUAAGCAAGAGAUUCCCGCCUCACUGUAGCUGCCUUGAAUGUGCCUUUCUCCUCAGCUCACCAAUUCUGUUGCAAAUGCAGAAAGUAGAAGUCCCUGAGUAGCUGCUCUGAUGAAAUGACAGUGUGUUUACUGUAAUGACCUAUUUGUUCUUUCCUUUAGGCACAAUGGCCACAGUAGCCCAGAAGCACGUUUUGGAAGGGCAGCCGUACUCAGUGCCCCUGAUCCAGCCAGACCUACGCAGGGAGGAGGCUGUGCAGCAGGUGGCAGAUGCGCUUCAGUAUCUGCAGAAGGUGUCAGGCGAUAUCUUCAACAGGAUCUCUCAGCGGGUGGAGGCCAGCCGGGCACAGCUCCAGGCCAUCGGGGAGAGAGUCACACUCGCCCAGGCGAAGAUUGAGAAGAUAAAGGGCAGCAAGAAGGCUAUUAAGGUCUUUUCCAGUGCCAAGUACCCGGCCCCUGAACGGCUGCAGGAGUACAGUUCAAUUUUUGCUGGUGCAGAAGACCCAGCCAAACAGAAAUGGCCAAGACACAAGAUUCAGAGCAAACACCGAAUGCUGGAUGAAAAAGCUCUGCAGGAAAAGCUCAAGUAUUUCCCUGUGUGCGUGAGCACCAAAAUUCACCAGGAGGAUGAUGCAGAAGAAGGCCUUGGCAGCCUUCCCAGGAACAUCAGCUCCCUCAGCUCCCUGCUCCUCUUCAAUACCACUGAGAACCUGUACAAGAAGUAUGUGUUCCUGGAUCCUCUGGCUGGAGCUGUGACCAAGACCCAUGUGGCUCUGGAAACAGAGACAGAAGAGAAGCUCUUUGAUGCACCUCUCUCCAUCACCAAAAGGGGACAGCUGGACCGACAGGUUGCUGAAAAUUACUUCUACGUGCCAGAUCUGGGCCAGGUCCCUGAGAUUGAUGUGCCCUCCUACCUGCCCGACCUGCCUGGCAUUGCUGCAGAUCUCAUGUACAGCGCCGACCUGGGCCCUGGCAUUGCACCCUCUGCCCCCAGCAGUGCUAUUCCAGAGCUGCCCACUUUCAACACCGAGUCAGUGGAGCCUUUGCAACCAGAUCUUCAAGGUGCUGAGCUAUUGCCACCUCCUCCCCCUCCGCCUCCUCCACCGCCUCCUGUAAUGCCAACCCCGGUGCCUCCUCCACCGCCUCUGCCCCAGCCCAUGGCACCCUCGGAGCCGGCUCGGACAGUGAGCGAGGAGAGCAGCAGCACAGUGCCUGCAGCUUCAGUGCAGGGAGCCCCAAAGGAGGUGGUGAACCCCUCUACUGGGCGUGCCAGUCUCCUGGAGUCCAUCCGCCAGGCCGGGGGCAUUGGGAAGGCCAACCUUCGCAGUGUCAAGGAGAGGAAGCUGGAGAAAAAGAAGCAGAAGGAACAAGAACAAGUGAGAGUUACAGGACAAGGUGGAGAUUUGAUGUCAGACCUCUUCAACAAGCUGGUGCUGAGGCGCAAAGGUAUUUCAGGGAAAGGACCAGGAGCCUCUGGGAACACGGAUGCUCCUGGCAGUCCUGCUGGUGCCUUUGCUCGCAUGUCGGACUCAAUACCACCCCUCCCACCCCCACAGCAGCCUGUAGGUGAGGAGGAUGAGGAUGACUGGGAGUCAUAGAUAGGAUCUAUUCAGUAUUAGUGUGAAAAUGUUGCUGUCUGAAAAAUUUCCAUGAAGUUGAAGGAAGCAGGUCCUUACUGCCGUCACUUUGGUAAAAGUGGGAAGUGUCAUCAAUUAAGAGUGUGUAAAGGGAGAACCCAGCUGUCCAGCCAUACAGCCCAGCACCACUAGCCACAGGCUGGAGGGCACCAGCUGCUAGAAGCAGGUGCUCCCCUCCCUGAAUGCAGAGCUUGUGCAGACAAUGGGGUUUGGACCUACUCAAGGGGCAGGUGACUCACAAUGGAAGUUUCUCAGAGGCAGCUGUUUCUUUCCCUGUGGGGCUAAUUAACAUACAGGGAGCAGGUAACAGCUCUGUGCCAUAAGGACUCUCUUCCUUGUGAAGAGCCUGGAGGGGCAGCAUCCAACUGCUGAAACUGGAAAAGAAGCAAACAAAGCUCCUGGGAUGAGAUUUGCUCAGGAUGACAAGAGGUACCUGGGAACAGCUGAGAGGUUAUGUGGCUGUCCCUGGUGUUAUUGCUGCCCUCCAGCACUGAUCAUAACCCUGGGAAGAACCCCAGGAAAGUUAAACUUUAGAAGUUAUUUUGAAUUCAUAAACUUAAGGGUUACAAAGAGCAGAGCAAUCCUGUGCUUAAGCAUGAUUGAAGGAGAAGUGCUGUACUGUGGCCAUAUCUUUAUUCCCCUUGAAAGAAUGAACUGCUUCAAUCUAUUGACCACUUGAAGCAAGGCAGAAAGAGGGUCAGGAGAAAGGUUACCCACAGCUGCUCCAUUACCACUCUGUGUUACUCCAGCAUGACAUAAAUUAGUGGCCUGCAAGUUUACAAUUCCUGUGAAAAACUCAAUGAUGACAUUGGUCAGUCAGGCCUCCUACACUUGGUGGUUGAUGGGAAAAAACCAUGUGUUCAGUCAAAAUAAUUACUCCCCAUACUUAAGUGUACUUAAAGAAUACUCGCCAUACUUGAGUGUUUUUACUGAAAGUAUUUAAUCAAUUUAAAUAAAACCUUAACAGCUGUAAACAAGUA